AAAAAAUGUCCUACCGUUUUUGCUGAUAGAUUGAAAACAAGAGAACAAAAAAUAAAAUUUUGUCUUUUCUUAGUAUCUUUUUUUCUGCGGUCACGAAAAAUGGCGAAACCUGAAGAAGAAGAAGAGAGAUUGAGAAUGAGAAGCUUCGUUGAGGAAGAAAAAGAGCAUGAUGAAUUGAAGAAACUAGCAAAAUCAUUUCUAGUUUUAAGCUUCUCAGUAAUGUUAGCUCAUCUCCCAAACGACGCAAUCUCUCUUGUCCCGAGAUUAACAUCUCAAGUCACCGAGCUAAAACGGCGACUCGCGACGGCGGAGGAACAAGUCCGUCAGAUGAAAUCUCGGCGCGUGGAAGAUUCGAAAGCUAACGCGCGUGUGGUCGAGAUCUUUGCUAGUCAUAGAAACGCUUGGCAAGAAGAAGAGAAACGAUUGUUGAAUCGGAUUCAUGAAAUUGAAGAAGAAAGAGAAGAUUUCAUGAAUAGGAUUAGUGAAUUGGAGAGGGAAGUGAGUGAGAGAGAUGAAAUGAUUGGGUUUAUGUCUCGAAGAGAGAUUGAGGAAGAAGAUGAUGAUGAUGGACAAGGAGAUGAGUCCAGUGAACGUUAUGCUGUGGAUCAUCUCACUCUAUCUUCAUCACCAUCACCUAAUGCUUAUGGCAAUUUUAAUCCUUUCCAGGAUUUACAAUAUGAAUCUUUGGAAUCUGUGUAUCGUAUGAAGCAUUUUGUGCCAAGAAGGGAAUCACCAUGGAAGAUUGAUAGUGAAGGGACGGGUGUAUCUGCGAAACUGAGGUUGCUUGAAGAGGAAUUACUGAAUCUUGAGAAAGUUUGUCGUCCUAGUGACAUAUCGAAAGUUCCGUCUUUGUUGAAAAAACAGGCUAAGAGGUAUCAAGCUCUUUCAGGGAAGAUCGAUGAUCUAUGUAGAAGAAUGCAGAGUAGUGAUCCGUGCGAUGCUACAUUAGGACCUGAGUUCAGGACGCAAAGACAAAACGAGUUUCUGCUCGAGUGUUUCAGACUUCAGCAACGGGCAUCGGAGACAGGGCAGAAGCUAGUUUCAUUGCAGACGGAAAUCACCAGGAGUAAUCAAGGAGAUCAGUUAAGCCAAGCCAAGAUGAACACAGGGAGGUCAUUGGAUUUGAUCAAGAACAACUUGAAAGAAGUUCAGAGAAACUUGGAGAUUUGGCUGGCUAGAAUUAUUGGAGAUCUUGAAGGUAUACUUGCUAGAGACGGGGCUUCACGUGUAAGAGAAUUCUACGUUGCUCGAUACCCUUUUGUUCAGUAGAAUCAGAAAUCUCUCUAUCACUUAAGACUAACUCGCCAUUUUUUUUUUGUUUCUGUUGCCUUAUGUAUGUGUGUCUGUAACUGUGUUAACCUGCUAAAGAUCAGUGUAGAAGUCUAGGUUUGAUCUGAUAAAUAAGCAAGUUGUGUUAUAUUAUUAAUCAUUCCAAAUGUUGUGGGGUCAAAUGUGAAAAAUGUCAGGUAUGUUUGUUAGUCGCAAUGAAUUUUAAAAAGCAGAUUAGAAUCUCAAGCCACAAUGAGAUAAUGUUCACAUAUAUGAUAUAUACUAUGCAACAUUGUUUUGCUGGAAUAUGAUAUUUAGGGAUCUUCUGACUUGAGAGACAUGUAAAUCUCUAAACAGCUCACUACAUUCCAAUAGCAGAUGAACAGAGAACAAUGUAUCUAACCUAUACCGAAAAGUCAAAUGGGAUCUAAUACAUCAUCCAUUGGCCAUGGUUUUGCUCUGAGUUUAUGAGCUGUUUGGAGAAGAUAAUAAUAGUUCACGAUCAUGACCUAGACGGAUUCUGGUUGGUAGAGGUCUAGCUAUCAGUCCUUCAGUGACCCAACCUACUGAUUCGCUGUCUUCUUUGGCGUGUUCAAACUCUCGUCGCACAUAAUCUAAAGAAAUGUGAAGGCGACCACCGGGUUUGCAGUCUGAGUAAGUGCUUGCGGGUUCGAUCCCAGCAUUCUUCUCUAGCCAG
Molecule: messenger RNA, 1966 nt
Organism: Arabidopsis thaliana (thale cress)
Lineage: Eukaryota; Viridiplantae; Streptophyta; Magnoliopsida; Brassicales; Brassicaceae
Product: Ribonuclease P protein subunit P38-like protein
Exons: 4
Coding region: 100-1269 (389 amino acids)
Source: RefSeq, marked reviewed